CUUUGGUUUUUGGAGCUCCUAGGCAGGAGCAGGGGCUGGAGGAGGAGGCUGACAGUAGUAGAUGCCGUGUUGGCAGAGAAGGAUGCAACAGGAACUGUAAGAGAAACAUGGCACAGAGAAGGAAGAGGUUAGUCUGGCUGAGGAAGAGCAGGCGGUUUCAUUGAGGAGGAGAAAUGGGUUCCAUGAGGCAAGUGUGACCCUGAAGCCCAGCCCUGCAGCCACAGCCCGACACCCAGCUGGGCAGGCAGAGCACCAUGGAUGGCAUCAUUGAACAGAAGACUAUGCUGAUGCACAGUAAGAUCAACGAUGCUGGCAAGAGGAAUGGCUUAAUUAACACCAGAAACUUCAUGGCUGAGAGCAGAGAUGGCCUAGUGUCUGUUUACCCAGCACCCCAGUACCAGAACUGCCGGCUGCUGGGCAAUGCGGCAGCAGCCACCCUGGACAGCGGCAGGAGUGAGCCGGUCCAGCAGCUGCUGGACCCCAACACCCUGCAGCAGUCGGUGGAGUCCCACUACCACCCUAACAUCAUCCUCUACUCCGAGGGCAUGCUGCGCUCCUGGGGGGAUGGCGUGGCUGCCGACUGCUGUGAGACCACCUUCAUUGAGGACCGGUCACCCACCAAAGAGAGUCUGGAGUACCCCGAUGGGAAGUUCAUUGACCUCUCAGCUGAUGACAUCAAAAUCCACACCCUCUCCUAUGAUGUGGAGGAGGAAGAGGAAUUUCAGGAUCUGGAGAGCAACUACUCCAGUGAUACAGAGAGCGAGGACAACUUUCUCAUGAUGCCCCCCCGGGACCACCUGGGUCUCAGCGUCUUCUCCAUGCUCUGCUGCUUCUGGCCUUUGGGCAUUGCCGCCUUCUACCUGUCCCACGAGGUAAGGCCCCUCACACAGCACACCCAGCAGUAAGGAGAGUCGGGAAAGAACUUCUACUCAUGCCACCAGAAGACUCUUUACUUU
Messenger RNA from Myotis davidii, 956 nucleotides. It is a transcript of the gene SYNDIG1, whose product is annotated as synapse differentiation inducing 1. Gene Ontology annotation, cellular component: intracellular membrane-bounded organelle; postsynaptic density membrane; synaptic vesicle membrane. Bases 255 to 905 code for a protein of 216 amino acids. Gene Ontology annotation, biological process: positive regulation of synapse assembly; synaptic vesicle clustering. The transcript is spliced from 3 exons. The record is from RefSeq and is a predicted model, not a curated record. Lineage: Eukaryota; Metazoa; Chordata; Mammalia; Chiroptera; Vespertilionidae.